This is a messenger RNA of Cylindrotheca closterium, 2418 nucleotides long. The record is from the annotation of a GenBank genome assembly. NCBI's taxonomy places the organism in Eukaryota, Bacillariophyta, Bacillariophyceae, Bacillariales, Bacillariaceae.
AUGAAUUUCCAUCUUCUCGCCUUGCUGUUCGCAGCAGUUGGUGUCAGUGGACUUGACAAGACAACUUCGAUGGACAAACCCUUUCAAUCAUCAACCUUCAAGCAUCUAAAGCACAGUGCUUGCGUUGGCCUUUAUCACAGAAAUGGACGAUCUGGUUGUGGAACCACUGAUCGUGAAAUUCAAAGUGGUCCUCUGUAUUAUUACAAUGGUGCCGAAAAUCCUCCAGCUGAAACAAACUAUGUUGCUGUUUUGGAAGAGUACAAAUUUUCUGCUAGCAUCGUCUCAACUUUGAUGGGACUGUCUGGAAGCUAUUUGCAAGGUAUUCUUGUACUGAACGGAACGGUGACUGAUACUAGUGGCGAUUCUACUUCCGCGAACAUGAAUGGCGUUGUGUCACCUGGACCAGUCUAUCCUCUUGGUUCAGGUACACCGUCUGAGAACAUUGGCUAUGGCAACACUGAGUACCCAUGGAAUGGAAAUGGAGAUGGCCUGAAUCAAUAUGAUCUUUAUGGAGUCCCAAUUGUCUAUGUGAAUGAUGAAGAACCCUCCCAAUUUAUUAGACAGGCUUCGCAAAGUCAAGAACAAGAGUCCGAAAUGGGUAGCAAAAUUAUGAGCAAUUUCAAUUACUACAUGGGACCCGAUGGAAUUACAAGCAAAGAAUGCUUGACUUGGAAAGACUCCCAUAACGACAAGUGGAAUCCAAAGUGUCUACCCCUUGGUGGUUCUAGUGUUUGGGCUUUCGCUGGCUCCCCACCACCGCAACAAGUCUUUAAGAGCGCAUCAUAUGAAAGCGCCCAAGGGGAUGAUGCUGCUGCUGCAGACGCUGAUGGCAACGGACGAAAACUAAAGAACAAUGCCAACAUUCAAUACAACGUCUAUGAGAGCCAGAAGCCAGCUAUCAUCGUCGGAACUUCCAUCGACUCCACAUCCAUGUUCCAUGACCUUGCUCCUGGUACCAAUGAAGGAGCCACAAACACCUUGACAAUGUUGAUGGCUGCCUACCUUAUUGGACAAAGUCUCAACGAUGAAGCUUUGGACGCGCUGAGCAAUCGCAUCGUUUUUGGAUUCUUUGAAGGCGAAGCCUAUGGGUACAUUGGCUCAAGAAGCUUUUUGAACGAUGUUUUGAACUUUAGCUGUGAUAGCGAUUACCUUGUCAACUCCGUGUCAAAAGAUGCAAACUCGGAACUCGCAUGCCUAUACCCUAUGCGACCCAACAUGAAGUUCAAGGAUAUUGGCGAAAUUGCAGGUGUUCUUGCUGUUGAUCAAGUCGGUAUUAACAUGGAGGAAGGACUCCUUUAUGUUCAUAAUGAUGGCGGUGGUGAUUUUGGAAGCUUCCUCGCCAAUGUUCUCAAGUCGUCUGGAACUAGUUACCACACUGUUGCAGCCUCCGAAGCCCAGAAUAACAACAACAAUGGAGGAGAUUAUCCGUACCCACCAACCGCCUUGACUGCCCUUCAAAGCAUUUCUGGGGGUGCUUACAGUGGUGCUGUUCUUACUGGAUAUGACUAUGUCUUUCCCAAGCGUCCUCCCUACCAAUCACAUUUGAACUGGGGCAAUGGAGGUGAAAUCAGUCUAAAAUCUAUUGCAUCUGCUGCCACUCUUAUGGCGCGAACUGCACUUGCUGCCGCAUAUGAUGACGGCAGCUUUGAUUAUGAAACUUCAGCCGCCUACGCUUCAAACACAAUUGCUGAGCUUUCCCCUGACAAUGAAAUCAUGAAACAAUUAUACGGCUGUCUUGUUCACAAUGGCCAUUGCCGUAUGUUCAACAAGCACGCGAAUCAAGACGCCAAGAAUGAACGAAGCCGCACUAACUUUGAGAUUGGAACAGGAGCCAGCCUUGGAACGCCACCAAACUACUAUGUUGGCAUCUACAGUCCUGAAUACGGACAACCGUUUGUCCGUGUUGGAAGCCAGGUUUAUGGAGCAUACAACGGUGUCAAUUAUGGAGAAAAAGAAAGCGAUGCUGUCGGUAUGCAGCCACGAAUGCUUCAACAGGCACUUCGUAACAUUCUAAAUGACUUCCUUGGACGUGGACAAACAGAUGGAAAUGGAAGAUCAUGUAGCAGCGAAUCCGAUUGCACUAGCAUUGACUACUGUCUGACCGAUAGUGAUUCUGCCACAUGUUCCGCCAAGGGCGUCUGCGUGUGCAAGCGAGCGUACUUCCACACAGCCUUGGAUACUUCCAUUUCGGCGGCGGUCAAUACCGAUCCUGGAUUCUUCUCACUUGAUUAUGACGAUGAGCAAAGUCCAAUUUGGACCGAGCCAUUCUGGUCCAGUACCGUUGGAGUCAAGAUGUAUCGAGACACUCCAUCCGGACCAGGAUACAUUGUGCUUGGAGUAGGUGUUCUGGCAGUAUUGAUGGCCCUGUCAUUCACGCGAAAGGUGAAGUCAGGACUUCAGAAAGAAAAGGUCUAUUGA